UUGGCAGUGGGAAAUAUAGACUUUGUGACGGGACAACUGAGAUGAAACUUUGGAGAGGAGUAUUUCUUUGAUUUUACAAUAGAGGGAUGAAUCUUACAGUGUUGAAAUUGGUUGUUUCUGCCGGUUCCUUCUUUACGUGUCUUUCUUUAAUUUUCACCGAUGUGUGCCUUUUGGGUCGACAAGAUUGUUUACCAAGCGCAAGGAGCUUCCAGAAGAAACUGGUUGGCUCUUUGGAGCGACUGUUUUUUCUGAGGUCCGGCGGAGACCUCGAUCUUGACGAAGAGAUCUUUGACAUGUCAAAAGGACUAAACCACCAUGUUUGGGAAUACAACUGUUUGAAGAGCAUUGAAGCCCUUUGCAAUUUCCCAAUCUUUCCUAAAGCACCGGAUAAAAGAGAAAUAAUAUCACGAACAGAAAUCACUACGCGGAGCCGUCGCCGCGUGGAUGCCCAUCGUUUACUUGGUUUUUUGGUUCCAAAUUUAUCAGGUGAACAUCUCUUCGCGGUAACAUCGAAUGGUUUUGCUGAAGUCUGGCUAAGUCCUGAUAAAAGUUGGAGGUCGGCAAACCAGAUUGCUUACAUCAGGCAAACUGAUUUGAAAUCUACAACAAAAAAAUGGGACUUUGAGGCUGUAAAAUCACAGAUUUCCGCCGGAGUUUAUUUAGAGGCGAGAAAACGAUAUUUCAUUGAGAUCGUGUACUCCCUUGGAGGUCGCAAAAGAGGCGAGAACUUUCUGCAAGUCGCCUGGAAACGACCAGGAAAAUCCACGUUUGAGAUUAUUGAGAGCGAAUCACUCUCACUGUAUACAAAUGACAGUGAGAAGGACAAGUACAAAACCUAUGACGAUCGUUUACCCAAAGCUCACUACUGUGCAAAAUAUCAGAAAAGCUACGCAAACAAAUAUAUGAGAUCAGAGCCAUAUCCUAGCUUGGAUAAUUCCGCCAUUAGUGGUGCUUUACCAUUUUGUGACUACAGUCCUAGCUAUAUUCUCAAUCCUGCUAAAUUAGAUGGGUUUGAAAAAUACCAUGGCGUAAAAAAACAUGUGCAUAAAACGUACGGUUACCCAUAUCCAAAUAUUGAUGGCAUUAUCAGAAGUCACACGGCGCAUAACGUGUUUUUGGCUGAGGAUCCCUUAGAAGAGGAAGAAGCGUGGUCCGUGGUUGAGGCGUAUAUGGAAACUGUGGAAAAAAGCUAUCCAGGGAAAUAUGAACUUGAGGAUAUCAUUCGCGUUGAAAAAAAGAAAGAUCCCGAGAAAGGAAAUAGAUAUCUUCUGGAGCUUGCUGUAAAAGAUCUCACAAACUUUGAUGGCUAUAUUUUAUCGGAAUAUAUUUUUAAACCGAAAGAUAGAAGUGAGUCGUUGUGCUAUCCCAGAGGCCUACAAUGGAACAGGACAGCAGAUGUCUAUCUGAUUCUCACGGUCAAGAACUUGGGUCGGUGGGUUCAUCACUUUAUCAAGAACGUGGAAGAAAUUGUACGAGAAACGAAAGAUGAACACUUACAUGUGGUUAUAUUUGACUUUAACAGCCCAGAUAUUGACUUAGAGCACGUUUUGAGAAGAAGCAAUCUGAGGAACCAUCAUUAUAUCUCAAAGCCUGGUAAUUAUUCGCGCACAGUUUCCUUAAUGGAAGCUAUAAAGUCAAUAGAUGAUCCUGAAGCCAUUGUAGUAACCAUUGAUUUGCAUCUGGAUAUCGGAAGUCAGAUGAUUAACGACAUACGUAAGCACUGUAUCAAAGGAAGGACCGUCUAUGCUCCCCAAAUCAUCUUUCUAAAUUGUGGUGGAAGCAGUGCCCUUCCCAGAGGCUCAUGGUACCACUACAGCUAUGGAACAGUUGCUAUGUAUAAAGAAGACUGGGAAAAAUUUGGAGGCUUUUCACAGGGUUUUGUUAACAAAACCACGUGGGGAGGAGAGGACUGGGACAUCAUUGACGGCGCAGUCAAGGGUGGCCUGGAAAUAGAAAGGAAACGAUCACCAUGGGUCUAUCAUUAUUACCACACCAAAUAUGGAAUGUGGUAAUCGUAGGAAUGAGUUAUUGGCCAAAUUUGACGCCAAGGAGACUAGGAACGAGGUUUAAUAUCCAGCUAGGCUGAAACCAAUCUGCCGUCACCUUAACUAACAGGAGGAGGCGGGUGGAAGGGGUUGGGGAAACGAACUCGAACGUGAAGUACGACUGUCGUUAAACCCAACAAUUGCUCCUCGAGUUUCGAAGAAAAAGUAUUUGUAAAUCUGCACAGUACUCCUCGAUGAGCUGGACUUUAAGUAAACGAGAACUGAAUACUUGUCACAGAAGAGUUUUAAUUUGUACAGUUGGUCUGAUGAAAAUAGUUGAGCAUAUUACAAAGAGACGCCCUUGAUCGCCACUUUCGCUUGGCUUUACGCCGUAAACUUCAUAUUUGUGCUGCUUAUAUAGUAAACAAAAACACCCAGAUAUUGAUCAUUAAUAUGUUAUAAUUUUAUUUUUCAGUACAAUAUGACGAAUGUGAAAAUGACGCAUGACUAAUACUUAGAAUUUCAAAUUAAAACAGCCUAUAAAGGUACCGAUGGGAUGAGAUUUUAUAUAAUACUUACAUAUA
Molecule: messenger RNA, 2569 nt
Organism: Pocillopora damicornis (cauliflower coral)
Lineage: Eukaryota; Metazoa; Cnidaria; Anthozoa; Scleractinia; Pocilloporidae
Cellular component (GO): Golgi cisterna membrane
Molecular function (GO): acetylgalactosaminyltransferase activity
Source: RefSeq, a predicted model, not a curated record